Molecule: messenger RNA, 1895 nt
Organism: Xyrauchen texanus (razorback sucker)
Lineage: Eukaryota; Metazoa; Chordata; Actinopteri; Cypriniformes; Catostomidae
Gene: malsu1
Product: mitochondrial assembly of ribosomal large subunit 1
Exons: 4
Coding region: 290-922 (210 amino acids)
Biological process (GO): negative regulation of ribosome biogenesis; negative regulation of translation
Cellular component (GO): mitochondrion
Molecular function (GO): ribosomal large subunit binding
Source: RefSeq, a predicted model, not a curated record
CACAGUGCAUCAUGGGAAUGGGCGGAGCUGCAGAGCUCUUUUGAUGGUUUUCUAAUCCAGUGCUGAAUUUUCAUUUUUUGGGUGAACUGUCCCUUUAAGUUAUACGUCAUGAGUCGUGAAACUCCUCCACAACAGUAGGAGGCGCUCGUGAGCACAUAUCGACGGGCGUCAAACACGCGCUCCGCAUCUGAAGAAGACAGACAAUUGGUGCACGCGACGUGUAGUUUGAUAUCAGAGAAGAAAUAUCGAUCAGUUUAUCACUUGAAGGUAUUAUAAUCGAUCAUACAGGAUGAUCGCAGCGCGCUGGCUCGUGUCUAACAGGACAAUGUUCAGGGCGGGAGUUCGGUGCUGUAAUCGAGCUUUACAGAAGAAGGUCAUUCAUGUUUCAAACGACUGUAAUAAAACAAAAACAUUCACAAUAACAACACAAAACUACACAACAACAGCUGGAAACAGCACAACAGAUCAUCAGUCCAGUUUAACCGCAGAUGAAUCUGAACACCAUCAAACCAGGUCUGUGGAGGAGUUUGACGUCAGGAUGUUGGUGUCAGUACUCCGACAGGAGAACGCUGCAGAUAUCUGUGUCAUCAGAGUCCCUCAAGAGCUGAAAUACAGCGAUUACAUGAUCAUAGUGAGCGGAUCAUCUCCUCGACACCUCACCGCCAUGGCCGAGUUUGUGCUUAAAGUGUUUAAGUUCCUGCGGAAGGACGGCGACCCGCACGUGCGUCUGGAGGGACGGGACUGUGACGACUGGAAGUGCAUCGACUUCGGAUCAAUAGUGGUUCACUUCAUGCUGUCCGACACCAGAGACACGUAUGAACUGGAGAAGCUGUGGACGCUGCGCUCACAUGACGACCAGCUCAGCCGCAUCCCACCGGAAACACUUCCGGCAGACUUCAUUUACGAUAUUAAACACAAAUGAGAACGUUUACCGGACACUUGAUCGGACUGCUCCAUCACCUCCAUCACCUCAGUUUAAUCACAACCUUUGAAAAUAAAACUUUUUUGUGAAUGUUAUAAAAAGUGAAACUGUGUUUGCGACCCUUAAUUAAAAUAUACAUUUUAAAUAUUUGAGCAAUUUAUUGUGAAACGGCACACUGAUAAACACAAUGACAACAUCUGUGGACAAUAUGCUAAUUUCCAGUUAAAAUAUCCCAUAUUUACUGUGUAUUAUCACAUAAAUGUGUCUUUCAGAGGCUUUAUAUGGAGUUAUGAUGAAAAUAAGCUGCAUUUAAACUGUUCUGAGACCAGUGCAGACAGACAGCACACUGGAGGUUAAGUCAUGCACUAAAUAGGGAGCAAGGGAGCAUCCUAUAGCUCUCCUAUAACUGUUCUGAGACCAGUGCAGACAGACAGCACACUGGAGGUUAAGUCAUGCACUAAAUAGGGAGCAAGGGAGCAUCCUAUAGCUCUCCUAUAACUGUUCUGAGACCAGUGCAGACAGACAGCACACUGGAGGUUAAGUCAUGCACUAAAUAGGGAGCAAGGGAGCAUCCUAUAGCUCUCCUAUAACUGUUCUGAGACCAGUGCAGACAGACAGCACACUGGAGGUUAAGUCAUGCACUAAAUAGGGAGCAAGGGAGCAUCCUAUAGCUCUCCUAUAACUGUUCUGAGACCAGUGCAGACAGACAGCACACUGGAGGUUAAGUCAUGCACUAAAUAGGGAGCAAGGGAGCAUGUUUGUAUCACUCAACAUGUUUGACACACAUGGGACGAUGAUCAUCAGUUCAUAGAUUCAACAUUUAUAAUGGAUCAUUUUAUUUGAACAUGAUUGACAGUGAUUGGAUGAUGCUGGACGUUACUGUAAAUCUGAAUUAAUUAUGCUAAUGAUGUAAUGUCUGUAACAUGAAUAAUCAACACUUCUGCAAACAUCAUAAACUAUUUGAUUAAAUAAU